UUCAGGUCAGGUGGCCAUUGACAUCGGUGGAAUCAGCUGCGUUUGCGAAGCAAAACUCUUCUCGGUUAGGACAUUCACCUCGAAACAGCAGCGGGAGUGAGCUGGAAGUGUAUUAACAAGAGAAAUGGAGAAGGCUUUUACCCCCACCGGCGACGCCACACUGGACCAGGCGCUGCAGCUGUGGCUGCAGUACGACCAAAACCCCAAAACCGUGUCAAUGGUGCAGGAGCUGGCGAAGAAGGGGGCGGUGGAGACUCUGAGGAAAUGUUUCUCCUCCAGGAUGGAGUUUGGUACGGCGGGACUGAGAGCAGCCAUGGGCCCCGGCAUUUCCUGCAUGAACGACCUCACCAUCAUCCAGACCACGCAGGGUUUCUGUCGCUACCUGGAACAGAGUUUGGGAAAUCUCAAAGAGCGAGGGGUGGUGAUCGGGUACGAUGCACGGGCCCACCCUCCCAGCGGAGGCAGCAGCAAGCGUUUCGCCAGCCUGGCUGCAGCAGUUUUCAUCAGCCGAGGGGUGCCAGUGCACCUCUUCUCUGACAUCACCCCUACACCCUUCGUGCCUUUCACCGUUUCUCACCUGGGUCUGUGUGCUGGUAUUAUGGUCACUGCAUCACACAACCCCAAACAAGACAAUGGAUACAAGGUGUACUGGGAAAAUGGAGCCCAGAUUGUGUCUCCUCAUGACAAAGGUAUCGCAAAAGCCAUUGAGGAGAACCUGGAGCCUUGGCCCGAGUCCUGGGACACUGAGAAGGCCCUGAAAAGCCCCUUGCUCAAAGACCCGUACCAGGACAUCCACACAGAAUACUUCAAAGCCAUCCAGAAACUCUGCCACCACAGGGAUAUAAACAAAAGCUCAGAGGUGAAAAUAGUGCACACAUCUGUGCAUGGCGUUGGUCACACUUUUGUCCAGUCAGCUUUCAAGGCUUUUGACCUUCACCCUCCCCACGCGGUGGAGGAACAGAAGGAUCCAGACCCUGAAUUUCCCACCGUCAAAUACCCUAAUCCUGAGGAGGGAGAGGGAGUGCUGACGUUGUCUUUUGCUCUUGCAGAAAGGGAAGGGGCCACUGUGGUGUUGGCAAAUGACCCUGAUGCUGAUCGGCUGGCUGUUGCUGAGAAGCAGGAGAGUGGACGGUGGCGAGUGUUCAGUGGCAACGAGUUGGGAGCGUUACUUGGCUGGUGGUUAUUCUCCAGCUGGAAACAGGACAACCCUGACGUUGCAGCCGUAAAAAACAUCUACAUGCUGUCCAGCACCGUCUCUUCCAAAAUACUGCGAGCCAUUGCUUUGAAGGAGGGCUUCCACUUCGAGGAAACACUAACAGGAUUCAAGUGGAUGGGGAACAGAGCCAGAGACCUCCUGGACCAGGGGAAGACUGUUCUGUUUGCUUUUGAGGAGGCCAUAGGAUAUAUGUGCUGUGACUCUGUUUUGGACAAGGAUGGCGUCAGUGCCGCAGCCAUAGCAGGAGAGAUGGUCUCCUAUAUAGCCACAAAAAACAAAAGCCUGUCUCAACAGCUUACUUCCAUCUAUGGAGAGUAUGGCUACCACAUCAGCAAGAACUCCUACUUCAUCUGCCACGAUCAGGUCGUGAUCCGCAGUCUGUUUGAGCGUCUGCGCAGCCGUGGUGGCAAAAAAGACUCUUAUCCCACUGAAUGUGGUCGCUUCUCCAUCAGCGGCGUUCGAGACCUGACCACCGGCUAUGACGACAGCCAACCUGGCAACAAAGCUGUUCUUCCCACCUCCAGUUCCAGUCAAAUGAUCACCUUUACCUUCUCCAAUGGGGGUGUAGCAACGAUGAGAACCAGCGGUACUGAACCAAAAAUCAAAUACUACACCGAGCUCUGUGCUGCUCCCGGAAACAGUGAUGUGACACACCUGAAGAAGGAACUGGAUGACUUGGUUGACGCCAUCAUUGAAAACUUCUUCGAGCCGGAGAAGAAUAAGCUGCAGCCCAAGCCCGAGUAGUCAUGACAGACUAGAAAUAACCAGACCCACUAUGAAGUCCCGGACCAACGGUUUACUAAUGUCUUACUUCGGAGGAGAUACCUGAUUUAUUACACACUUAAACUUGAUUUCUAACUAUGCUAAUUAUAAUUUAUAUCUUUGUUUCCAUUUGAACCAGUGAUUACUUUUUUAUUUUUUAUUUUUUUUUAUGCUUUUUUAAAAACUUUUUACAUAAUUAGAUUUAUUGGAACAUCUAACCUCCAUAUUGAGUUUUUACAGUUAGCCAUGCUUCAGUUUUGUUUUUGCAUAUUAAGGAUUUUGAUCCUGUUUCACAUUCAGCAUUAUACUUUUUUUUUUUUUUUUUACCAAGUGUAAUUCAGUUUUGAAGGUCAACUGUAAAAGUCUUAAGGCCUUUCUUCAAACACAGACUGGUGUUCCAUAGAUCCAGACCGCUGUACGUCACCUGUAUAUAACAAAGUGCACUAUGAAACCCACUGUGCUUUAACGUCAGGUGCUGCUAAUAUGAAGAGUGAGACGUGUAGGAUUCAACUUGAUAUUCUAGACUUUGAACGUGUGAACUUAUACUGUAGUAGCACAGGAUGUGACUACAUUUUUUUUAAGCAUCUCAUCAGUGAAGAAGGUGGUUCCAAAGCAAUGACGCCUCAAAGCCUAGAGCUCCUCCAGGUGGAGACAUUGUGCAUUAAUUUUAACAGUGUUUAUUUCUUGAUGUGAAUAAAUUGUACAACGCCAAAGGACUUUCCACACCUUUCAGCUCAGUAUAAAACCAAUAUACUUUUAUUUCCCAGUAACACUAGAAAUGUGCACAUAGUGGCUUGCAUUGGUGGGCAUUAUGAGUCUGGAAAGCUGAAAUAUUGUGUGAAAAUGUUUUCUUUUUUUUCUUUUCCAAAUAAAAACAGUUUCCACCAAAGCAAACUUUUGAGU
Cololabis saira (Pacific saury) is the source of this 2881-nucleotide messenger RNA. It is a transcript of the gene pgm2, whose product is annotated as phosphoglucomutase 2. Bases 125 to 1960 code for a protein of 611 amino acids. Lineage: Eukaryota; Metazoa; Chordata; Actinopteri; Beloniformes; Belonidae. The transcript is spliced from 13 exons. Gene Ontology annotation, biological process: carbohydrate metabolic process; purine ribonucleoside salvage. Gene Ontology annotation, molecular function: phosphopentomutase activity; magnesium ion binding. The record is from RefSeq and is a predicted model, not a curated record.